Durotheca rogersii is the source of this 1717-nucleotide messenger RNA. Its product is annotated as iron permease FTR1. The record is from RefSeq and is a predicted model, not a curated record. The coding region runs from base 331 to 1422 and encodes 363 amino acids. Gene Ontology annotation, biological process: iron ion transmembrane transport. NCBI's taxonomy places the organism in Eukaryota, Fungi, Ascomycota, Sordariomycetes, Xylariales, Xylariaceae. The transcript has 4 exons. Gene Ontology annotation, molecular function: ferrous iron transmembrane transporter activity. Gene Ontology annotation, cellular component: high-affinity iron permease complex; plasma membrane.
CAACCAUCCUACAAUUCACCACGCGCCAAGGUACCCAGCACAAGGGGCAAGGUGAACUUAACCACCUUCACCGGCCCGUAAUCGGCGCCCGUCCCGGCAAAUCCCCUUGGUCUCGUCCGUAACCCCCCCUUGAAAGGUACCCCACCCAAGAUUAUCUGAUUGCAUUUAUCAGAUUGACAGAUAAUUCGCGCCCACUUUCAUCUCGCACCUGAGGGCUACACAUACGCGCAACGCGAGAGAGACCAGAUUAUCCUCCCAGAAACUCUCCCGAGGAUCAACGGGGCUCGAAUCUAGUAGCAUUCUCGCGAUAUCUUCACCUUCACCUUCACCAUGGCGGAUCAGACCAGCCGCGUCUUUGCCCCCCAAGUCUGUCUCGUCGUGUUUCGGGAGACCCUCGAGACCGUCAUCAUCGUCUCUGUCCUGCUGGCCUUCCUCAAGCAGACCCUCGACGGCCCCAGCCGCGACGCCAGAGUGUACAAGGCUCUGGUGAAGCAGGUAUGGGUCGGCGUCGGCCUGGGCUUCCUCAUUUGCCUCAUCAUCGCUGCCGGCAUGAUCGCCGCCUUCUACAAGCUGGGAGCCGACCACUGGGGCGCGAACGAGAACAAGUGGGAGGGUGCGUUCGCCCUCAUCGCGGCCCUCAUCAUUAGCGUCAUGGGCGUGGCCCUCCUUCGCAUCGGCAAGAUGCAGGAGAAGUGGCGAGUCAAGCUAGCCAAGGCGGUCGAGGCUCCGCUACAGGUCACAGAUCACCGGAGCAGCUGGGGCAGGCACUUCGCCGAGAAGUACGCCAUGUUCGUCCUGCCUUUCGUUACCGUCCUGCGCGAGGGGAUCGAGGCCAUCGUCUUCGUCGCCGGCGUCUCGUUCUCCGCACCAGCUACCGCCGUCCCGCUCGCCGUGGUAGUCGGCUUAAUAGCAGGUUGUAUCGCAGGCUACAUCAUAUACCGAGGAGGAACCGGAGCCAAGUUGCAGUACUUCCUCGUCGCUUCUACGUGUCUGCUCUACCUCAUCGGUGCCGGUCUCUUCUCGCGCUCUGUCUGGUAUUUCGAAGCCCAGAAGUGGAACGACGUCGUCGGCGGUGACGCUGCCGAAGUGGGAGAUGGUCCGGGAUCGUACGACAUCGACAAGAGUGUCUGGCAUGUCAACUGCUGCAGUCCGACGCUGGACGGGGGCUACGGCUGGGGAAUUUUCAAUGCCAUCCUCGGAUGGACGAAUUCAGCAACGUACGGUUCGGUGAUCUCUUAUAAUGUCUACUGGAUCGCCGUUAUGAUCUCGCUGGGCGCCUUGAGAUAUCACGAGGUGAAGGGCCACUGGCCACUCACGAAGGCGAAGGCGGACUCGAUCGGGCAGACUUCGACCACCGAAUCGGUUGAUCUGGGUACCAAGUCUCAGGAAGCCGGUACCGUGCUCGGCAAAUCGGUAGUCUAAGGAAGCCAGCGGCUAGCUAUCUUUAAAGAGACUAUAUGGAGCUUCGUGUCGCGGCUUUCCGAGAGGACGCGUGGGAGCGCUCAGCCUGUUAUUAUAAACUCGCAGGUGUGAGUAAUACGGGAAGAGGAGUGAAAUAGGUAGGCUAGUGUAAGUGAGCUUACACUGGGUACCUAAGCAUAUACUACUAUCUAGGGAAAUCACAAAACGCGAGUUGACUAUCUGUAUAGACUAUCUAUAUAUUAGGUAAAAUACCCUACAAGACACCUCUAUAUUACCUAGGCGUAGCAUCUAAGAA